GGCCCGGCCGUCCACUUCCAGGCUGGAGGCCCCCGUCCACCCGCAGCCAUGUCCCGGCCCCUGUCAGACCAUGACAAGAGGAAGCAGAUCAGCGUGCGCGGCCUGGCCGGCGUGGAGAACGUGGCCGAGCUGAAGAAGAACUUCAACCGGCACCUGCACUUCACGCUGGUGAAGGACCGCAACGUGGCCACCCCCCGCGAUUACUACUUCGCGCUGGCCCACACGGUGCGCGACCACCUGGUGGGGCGCUGGAUCCGCACGCAGCAGCACUACUACGAGAAGGACCCCAAGAGGAUCUAUUACCUGUCGCUGGAGUUCUACAUGGGGCGGACUCUGCAGAACACCAUGGUGAACCUGGCCCUGGAGAACGCCUGUGAUGAGGCCACCUACCAGCUGGGCCUGGACAUGGAGGAGCUGGAAGAGAUCGAGGAGGAUGCUGGGCUGGGGAACGGGGGCCUGGGCCGGCUGGCUGCCUGCUUUCUGGACUCCAUGGCGACACUGGGCCUGGCUGCCUAUGGCUACGGGAUCCGCUACGAGUUCGGGAUCUUCAAUCAGAAGAUCAGCGGGGGCUGGCAGAUGGAGGAGGCCGACGACUGGCUCCGCUAUGGCAACCCCUGGGAGAAGGCGCGGCCCGAGUUCAUGCUGCCUGUGCAUUUCUACGGCCGAGUGGAUCACACCAGCCAGGGUGCCAAGUGGGUGGACACACAGGUGGUGCUGGCCCUGCCUUACGACACGCCAGUGCCUGGCUACCGCAACAACGUCGUCAACACCAUGCGACUGUGGUCAGCCAAGGCCCCCAAUGACUUCAACCUCAAGGACUUCAAUGUCGGGGGCUACAUCCAAGCUGUCCUGGACCGGAACCUGGCUGAGAACAUCUCCCGAGUCCUGUACCCCAAUGACAACUUCUUUGAGGGGAAGGAGCUGCGGCUGAAGCAGGAGUACUUCGUGGUGGCCGCCACGCUCCAGGACAUCAUCCGCCGCUUCAAGUCCUCCAAGUUCGGCUGCCGCGACCCCGUGCGCACGAGCUUCGACGCUUUCCCGGACAAGGUGGCUAUCCAGCUCAAUGACACGCACCCCUCCCUGGCCAUCCCCGAGCUGAUGCGGAUCCUGGUGGACCUGGAGCGGCUGGACUGGGACAAGGCCUGGGAGGUGACAGUGAGGACCUGCGCCUAUACCAACCACACGGUGCUGCCCGAGGCCCUGGAGCGCUGGCCCGUCCACCUCAUGGAGGCGCUGCUGCCGCGCCACCUGCAGAUCAUCUACGAGAUCAACCAGCGCUUCCUCAACCGGGUGGCAGCCGCCUUCCCGGGGGACGUGGACAGACUGCGGCGCAUGUCUCUGGUGGAGGAAGGCGCGGUGAAGCGCAUCAACAUGGCCCACUUGUGCAUCGCUGGCUCGCACGCCGUCAACGGAGUGGCCCGCAUCCACUCCGAGAUCCUCAAGAAGACCAUCUUCAAGGACUUCUACGAACUUGAGCCUCACAAGUUCCAGAAUAAGACCAAUGGCAUCACCCCCCGGCGCUGGCUGGUCCUGUGCAACCCCGGGCUGGCGGAGGUGAUCGCAGAGCGUAUCGGGGAGGACUACAUCUCAGACCUGGACCAGCUACGCAGGCUGCUCUCCUACGUGGAUGAUGAAGCCUUCAUUCGGGAUGUGGCCAAAGUGAAGCAGGAAAACAAGCUGAAGUUCUCUGCCUACCUGGAGAAGGAGUACAAAGUCCAGAUCAACCCCAACUCGCUCUUCGACAUCCAGGUGAAGCGCAUCCACGAGUACAAGCGCCAGCUCCUGAACUGCCUCCACGUCAUCACGCUCUACAACCGCAUCAAGAAGGAACCCAACAAGUUCAUCGUACCUCGAACUGUGAUGAUUGGCGGGAAGGCAGCGCCCGGGUACCACAUGGCCAAGAUGAUCAUCAAACUCAUCACGGCCAUUGGGGACGUGGUCAACCAUGACCCAGUGGUGGGAGACCGCCUGCGAGUCAUCUUCCUGGAGAACUACCGUGUCUCACUGGCUGAGAAAGUGAUUCCCGCCGCCGACCUCUCUGAGCAGAUCUCCACGGCGGGCACUGAGGCCUCGGGUACAGGCAACAUGAAGUUCAUGCUCAAUGGUGCCCUGACCAUCGGCACCAUGGAUGGCGCCAACGUGGAGAUGGCGGAAGAGGCGGGCGAGGAGAACUUCUUUAUCUUCGGCAUGCGCGUGGAGGACGUGGACAGGCUCGACCAGAGAGGGUACAACGCCCAGGAGUACUACGACCGCAUCCCAGAGCUGAGGCAGGUCAUCGAGCAGCUGAGCAGCGGCUUCUUCUCGCCCAAGCAGCCUGACCUGUUCAAGGACAUUGUUAACAUGCUCAUGCACCAUGACCGGUUCAAAGUCUUUGCAGAUUACGAGGACUACAUCAGGUGCCAGGAGAAAGUCAGCGCCCUCUACAAGAACCCUCGUGAGUGGACGCGGAUGGUGAUCAGGAACAUUGCCACCUCGGGCAAGUUCUCCAGCGACCGCACCAUAGCCCAGUAUGCGCGGGAGAUCUGGGGCGUCGAACCUUCCCUCCAGCGCCUCCCCGCCCCGGAUGAGAUCUGACCUCACACCAGACCUCUCCCCCGGCGCGCCCCCAAUCCCUGUGUGGCCCCUUGGGUCAGCUCCAGCCCCUCAUGGGGGGGGGGUCCUGGAGCUAGCGCCCUGGGAAACCUGUCUCUGGAACCCCAACUCCCCGCUGCCUCUUGGGCCCAAUGUCCAGCGUGACUCCGGACGCGACUCCCGGCCCUCCCCCACGCCCCCUAAUAAACCGGUUCUCCCUUUC
Molecule: messenger RNA, 2794 nt
Organism: Erinaceus europaeus (western European hedgehog)
Lineage: Eukaryota; Metazoa; Chordata; Mammalia; Eulipotyphla; Erinaceidae
Gene: PYGM
Product: glycogen phosphorylase, muscle associated
Exons: 20
Coding region: 49-2574 (841 amino acids)
Biological process (GO): glycogen catabolic process
Cellular component (GO): cytoplasm
Molecular function (GO): glycogen phosphorylase activity; pyridoxal phosphate binding
Source: RefSeq, a predicted model, not a curated record